CAAAUUCGCUCGUCUUAGGGCAGCGCAAAGAACGCGGAUACUACGGGUCCUACAUCCGGACGGUCAGAAUUGCAAUCGGACACGAGUCCUCCGAAAUGCGGAUAUGGUCUCCGCGAAUGAAACACAUAGGUAUCCCUUGCCGGAUCGGAAAGGACGCCGUCGAAUGUGGAUAUGGAUAUCGUGCCAUCCGUGUUGCACCCGCGUCCUGUCCGCGCUGCCGCGAUGUCCGACGUCCCGACGCAAAAUCGCAUAAAUAGCCAACGCAAACUCACUCAAGCUCAUCGAAUCUGCACAGACACGAACAACUCCAACUUUACACUGUCUUAACAUCUAUCGUCUUACGCUAUGUUCCCCAAAGCUGCUCUCGUUGCUACCGUCACUCUUGCGCUGCUCGGCUCUGCGAACCCUGUUGACCGGGGAACGGGAUGUCGAUCUCUUUCGCGAAGCGCAGUGGACUUACCACGGAGGACGGCGUCUUUGACCAUCAGAGGGCCAUCCUUAGUGUGAUCCAGACUCACAACAAACAUCGCAGGAACUUGAUGAACCUGCAGGAAAACGAUGCCAGUAGCAUGAACGAGGGAGCUGAGGUCAAACCCCUCCGCACAUAUGAUGUUCUGGACAAGCGCCAGAACGAACCUACCACUGAUGAAGAGGGUGACCUCGAGUGGGCUGGUACCAUCUCUAUCGGCACUCCUGCGCAAAACUUCCUGAUCGAUUUUGACACCGGCUCCGCUGACCUGUGGGUGCCAUCAAUCAACUGCACUCAGUCUGCGUGCAGUUCCAAGCACAAAUACAACUCUGCAAACUCAUCGACGUCGGCGAUGCGGUCGGGCACGUUCUCUAUUCAAUAUGGAGAUGGGUCUACGUCCUCUGGGCCCGUCUUCACCGAUACCGUCAGCGUCGCCGGCAUCAAGUCGACAGCGCAGCGCCUCUCCGCUGUGACAUCGCUGUCGAGCAGCUUCGCCAAUGACCCUAUCGACGGCAUCCUCGGUAUGGCUUAUCAGAAGAUCUCGGCACUCGGUCAGCCGCCAUUCGUCAAUCAGGCGAAGUCUGAGGGCAGCAUCAAGACCGCUACGUUCGGCAUGAAGCUCGCGCAGACUGGGUCCGAGCUGUACAUCGGUGGGACGGACACGUCCCUCUACAAGGGCCCGGUCGAAUACCACAGCGUUACCGGCUCUGGCUUCUGGCAGAUCUCCGGAGCAAGCGCGCAUGUCAACAAUAUGACUGCUAACUCUGGGUUCCAAACCGUCAUUGAUAGUGGCACUACCAUCAUGUAUGGACCGCCCAAUGCCGUUAAGACAUUCUACGCGUCCGUGCCGGGGUCAUCCGAAUUUGACUCGGAGAACGGCUUCUACCAGUUCCCAUGCAAGUCGGUACCCUAUGUCGCGUUUAACUGGGGUGGAAAGAACUGGAAUGUCAGCGCCCAGAACUUCAACCUCGGGCAGACGUCGAGCGGGUCUCAGUACUGCGUCGGCGCCUUGGCAGGCCAGGACCUCGGUCUCGGCAACAACGUCUGGUUGCUUGGGGACAGCUUUAUGAAGAACGUGUACUCCGUGUUUUCGUUCGAUCAGAACUCCGUCGGUUUUGCCACCCUGUCAUAGGGUUGGUUGGAUCGGGAGACGGUAUCAAUCUGUACACACGGUCAUAGUACCCACUCAUAACGAACAAAAAUG
Fomitopsis serialis is the source of this 1673-nucleotide messenger RNA. RefSeq names its product acid protease. The record is from RefSeq and is a predicted model, not a curated record. The transcript has 6 exons. Gene Ontology annotation, molecular function: aspartic-type endopeptidase activity. Gene Ontology annotation, biological process: proteolysis. NCBI's taxonomy places the organism in Eukaryota, Fungi, Basidiomycota, Agaricomycetes, Polyporales, Fomitopsidaceae. Bases 426 to 1601 code for a protein of 391 amino acids.